Messenger RNA from Musca domestica (house fly), 2068 nucleotides. RefSeq names its product angiotensin-converting enzyme. Gene Ontology annotation, cellular component: plasma membrane. The record is from RefSeq and is a predicted model, not a curated record. Gene Ontology annotation, biological process: proteolysis. The transcript has 7 exons. NCBI's taxonomy places the organism in Eukaryota, Metazoa, Arthropoda, Insecta, Diptera, Muscidae. The coding region runs from base 100 to 1938 and encodes 612 amino acids. Gene Ontology annotation, molecular function: peptidyl-dipeptidase activity; metallopeptidase activity.
AAUAUAUCAGCAAAGGCUAUCAGCAAAAUAAAGACACUCACAGAGCCUCUAUACAAUGCUAAAUUCGGCUAGUCGUUAAACAAAUCUCAACGCUAAAAUAUGGAUCGCCCUAUUUUCGCUGUUGUGACGCUGUUACUUCUCGCAUUUUUAACUCCAACAACAUCAAAUCCCACAAAAUGUCGCACCGAAAUGUGUGCCCAACAACUGAUGGAAACUAUGGAUCUGCUCUAUCGCCAGAGUGCUUUGGAAAUUUUCCAAUCCCAUCACCAUCACGAUGUCAAUCCGGAACUUUUGAUAUGGCAGCAAUUACUACCCUUUCUGGAGAUGGUGGAACAGUUCGAAUGGUCCAGUUUUCAAAGUCCUCUGCUGAGAAGGCAAUUUGAAAUUUUAAUCAGGGAACUUAACUUUGCCCGCCAAGCCUCCAACAAAGACUUUGUUGUGGCCUCUAAAGUUUUGCGGGGUGUGGGUAAACAUAAAUUCAUGUAUCACCGCAGAGCGGCCAAUAAAAGCAAUCCACCUCCCCACGAACUGGUCUCCUAUGUUCGCAACAUCAAAUCAAUCAUAACCAAUAGCAAUGACUUGCAAGAAGUCAAAUGGUAUUGGCGUGAAUGGCGUAAUCGCCUGCCAAUGGAUGUGAAGAAUGCUCUCAAUGUCUACAUACAAUAUUAUCAGAAUAUGUCAACAGUGGAAAAGCCUGCCUCCAGUAUUUGGUAUGCUCAAUAUGAAGAUCCAAAAUUUAUGGAAAAAUUGGAAAAAGUUAUGGAGGCGAUAAUGCCUCUCUAUCAGCAGCUGCAUGGCCAGUUGAGACAGACCUUGUGGAAGAAAUAUGGUGAUGCCAUCAUACCCUCGACGGGCCUCAUUCCCCACCAUCUAAUGGAACAAGCUCUCUAUGAGGCCUGGAAAAAGGAUUCGGUUUUCGGUAAUCCCUAUCCCGACAAGAAAUUGCCAAAUCUCAAACAAGAAUUGGAUGGCAAGCGAUUUGCUCCAUUGGAUUUUAUUACAAUUGGAACGAAAUUCUUUGAGAGAAUUGGAUUCGAUCGUCUGACGGAAAACUUUUUGCGUGAGCAUUUCCGUUUACACCGCAAUGGAGGCCCCGACUGCAAAUCGGCACUCUUUACAGCUGGAGAAAUUCACAUGAAAUAUUGUCCGAGUGUUAGUUACAAAAAACUGCUAACAACUCAUGGAGAUAUCACCCACAUGGAAUAUGCGAUUUUAAGGAACAAUAUGAGGGUGGGCCUAAAUCAAGAGGCCUGUCCCGGUUUUGGUAAUGCAAUGGCCGAGGCUGUGAUACUUUCCGUCUCCACGCCCAAGCAUUUGCAACAACAUCUAAAUCUUCUCAAUAACUAUACCUAUGAUGAUGAAAUGAAUAUGAAUUUCUUGUAUCGAAUGGCUGUCCAUGCUUUACUCUCAAUACCCACUUAUUUGGUUCACGAGAAACUAUGGACUGAUAUAUUGGAUAAAAAAGUCGAUGCGAAAAACAUUAAUUGCCAUUACUGGAAUCUAAUGGAAAAGUAUAUGGGUGUUGGACCUUCGUUGGCGACAAAUAAUAAGUAUGACAUGCCCUAUAAAUUCUAUGAGGGUUUAGUAGCGGAUAUCCGAAGUACCAAAAAACUUUUUGGUGAAUUUUUGGGCUAUGAGAUAUAUCGCGAUAUUUGUCUGGAAAUCGGCCAAUAUCAACGAGGAAAUAAGGCUAAGCCAUUGUUUAAAUGCGAUUUUGCUGAAAACCAACAAGCUGGACAAAGGUUAAGAAACAUGAUGAACUCGGGUUCCGCAAAGCCAUGGCAUGAAAUUAUCAAAGAAUGGACAUCGACUCAGCCAACAAAGUUGAAUGCAUCGCCCAUGUUGGAAUACUAUGAACCACUGACGACUUGGAUGACCGAAUAUAAUAGGUUGCAUAAUAUUACAGUGGGUUGGCAGCACACCGAAUUUUGCCAUUGAGGAUUUAUACGUACAAUAUCGGAAUAUAAUGAAUAAAAACUAAAAUUUAUAAUUAGGGCUGCCAUAGAAACCAAUUUUGUCACUAUUGGUUUUAAAAACGACAAGAAAAAAUGUUUUGGUUAGAAUUUUA